Molecule: messenger RNA, 2789 nt
Organism: Sodiomyces alkalinus F11
Lineage: Eukaryota; Fungi; Ascomycota; Sordariomycetes; Glomerellales; Plectosphaerellaceae
Product: endoplasmic oxidoreductin
Exons: 4
Coding region: 420-2390 (656 amino acids)
Biological process (GO): protein folding in endoplasmic reticulum
Cellular component (GO): endoplasmic reticulum membrane; endoplasmic reticulum
Molecular function (GO): protein-disulfide reductase activity; FAD binding; thiol oxidase activity
Source: RefSeq, a predicted model, not a curated record
GGGGUUUCCUGGUUUAUUUAGGAAAUCCUUUACGGAACUCUUCAUCUACGGUGAAUGUGGCACGAUAUUGACUUCGGCCUCGUCUCGUUUAAUCUUUCUCGUUAAUCUUCCAUACCGAUCACGAGAGUUACGCCAAGCUACGCCGCCUUUGACGUCCACGAACCCCCGCUCUGCAUUUACAACCACCGUCCCAACCUGUCAACAGGAGCCUGUCCCUCCGUCUGCACCCCACACUUCCGACGUCGCCGCCUCCGUCUCCGUCGAGCUUAUUGCGACCACUUGGCCACUUUACCUGCCCUAUGUGCGCCGCUUACGCAUGCCCAUAGAACCAAUCGAGCUCAUGCCCGGCCCCCCGAGGCUCGGUUACCGUUGGUUUAUUCGUGCUACGUACUUGAACUAGAUCUCCGACUUCUUCCACCAUGAAGUCCGAGUCUGCCAGCAGACUCUUUUACCUUUCCUUGUUCGCACUUUGGGCUUCUCCUGGCCAAUGCGAUCGUGCCCAAGAUGAUUGUGCGAUAUCCCCCAAGGCGAUCGUCUCUGACGCCUGCGCGUCCUAUGCCACCCUCGACAAGCUCAAUGGCGUCGUCAAACCCGCCCUCGAUGACCUGACCACAACGACCGACUUCUUCUCCCACUACCGCCUCAACCUCUUCAACAAAAAAUGCCCCUUCUGGGACGACGAGAACGGCAUGUGCGGCAAUAUUGCCUGCGCCGUCGAGACGCUCGAUAACGAGGAGGACAUACCCGAGGUAUGGCGGUCUAGCGAGCUUGGCAAGCUCGAAGGUCCUGUGGCCAAGCAUCCCGGCCGCCGGGUGCAAAAGACCGACCGCCCUCUCCAGGACGGUCUGGGCGCCGAUGUGGGGGAGAGCUGCGUCUUCGAGUACGACGACGAAUGCGACGAGCGCGACUACUGCGUUCCCGAGGACGAGAGCGCCGCCUCCAAGGGCGACUACGUGAGCCUGCUCCGCAACCCGGAGCGCUUCACCGGCUACUCAGGCUUCGGUGCUUCCCAAAUCUGGGACGCCAUCUACCGCGAGAACUGUUUCCAGAGGAGCUCCUUCCCUCAUUCGGCCGCUCUCGGCCAGUCCUCCAACGGGGCCCCCUUUGGUGGCCCCGCCGUCGAGGACCUGAAGCAGGUCCUCGAGGCCGCGGGCCGUCAGCAAGUCCUCGAGCAGAUGCGCGAGACCCAUCCCAACGCCCCCUUCGUGGCACAGACCGGACUCGAGGCCCAAGACGAGUGUCUGGAGAAACGCGUGUUCUACCGCGUCAUCUCGGGCAUGCACGCCAGCAUCAGCACCCACCUCUGCUGGGACUUCCUCAACCAGACCACCGGCCAGUGGCAGCCCAACCUGGCCUGCUACGUGUCGCGGCUGCACAGCCACCCGGACCGCAUCAGCAACCUCUACUUCAACUACGCCCUGGUGGCCCGCGCCGUGGCCAAGCUGGGCCCUUACCUCCAGGGCGAGGGGGGUAGCGAGCGCUAUACCUUCUGCACGGGCGACCCGUCGCAGGACGCCGACACGCGGGCCAAGGUGCUGGCGGUGACGGAGGGCGCGGCGUCGGAGCCGCGGCUCUUCGACGAGAGCCUCAUGUUCAAAAACGGCGAGGGCCCGUCGCUGAAGGAGGAUUUCCGGAACCGCUUCCGCAACGUGAGCCGCGUCAUGGACUGCGUCGGCUGCGACAAGUGCCGCCUCUGGGGCAAGCUGCAGACGGCGGGCUACGGGACGGCGCUCAAGAUCCUGUUCGAGUUUGGUGGCGACGCCGACGCCGACGGCGAUGGCGGUGGCGGUGAGGUCGAUGUGCCGCGUCUCAAGCGCACCGAGCUUGUCGCUCUUUUUAACACGUAUGCGCGCAUCAGUGGCUCGCUUGCCGCCAUUGGGAAGUUCCGCGCCAUGUAUGAAGCCCAAGAGGCCUCUGCCGCUGCGGCUGCGGCUGCGCCGGUUCCGAUUGAAGCGUCGACACGUGUGGCAUCUUUAGAAGCGUCGUCGAGUCUGUUGUCAUCAACUCCCCACUCGGCGGCGGGGAGGGCAAAGAAAACGAGCGACGGUCAUGGUGGAGAUGGAGAUGGAGAGGACGAAAAGGAAAAAGAAGAAGGGGAAGAAGCCCCUGAUGACACGAAAGAGGUAGAAGAUCCACCUCGGAUCACGCGCCGGAGGCGAAGGCUGAGGGGCGACGAGAGCUGGUCAGAGAUAUGGCGGGUGUCGUGGGAGAAUGAAUUCGGGCUGGCCACGCGGGCCACCAAGCUCGUCCUACGCCAAUGGGUCCGGUUCCCUCUGACGCUCUGGGAAAUCAUUUCGACUGAAGCCACCCGUCUGGGCCAGUACUGGCUCGGUCUACCUAUGAUGCCACGGACAUGGAAGAUUGAGCGACCCAACUUGGACGAGCUGUAAAUUUUGAGGCGUCAACACUACAUUGAGACGUAGAGAGACCAUGCGAUAAAAAGGUCUCGAAGAGAGAAGAAGAAGAAAGGAGACGAAGUAUAUAUAUGUAUGUAUAUAGGAUACCAUCCCAUAGCACGGGAGGCAUUCGCAUCUAAGGAGUCACGGAACUACUCUAGGGGGAGAGAUGAGUCCCUUUCACCGUGAGAAGCCACGAUGGCCUUCUCUUUACAACCGCAUUGUCGGUAUUGCAUGGCUAGGGUGGUCACUUCUGGACCCAAAAGAAAGAACAACAAAAUGCAUCAGGAGUUCGGAUUGGAGGCCUGGAAUACAUUACGUAUAUCCUUUCUCAAGUCAGCACACAGGCAGGAGUUUUUGCAUCUAGUGAUACACAGAGACUGAAAUGAGGAC